UAUAAAGCUCAACUGGCCCCGUUCUGCUCCGACUGCUGCCCAUCAGUGACCGCAUCGAGCGUCUCCGGACAGUCCGCUCAUAACCUGCGCUUCCUGUUCAUACUUCAUACAUUUGUGGCAUAUCGUCUAAAGACAAAGGGUCAAAACGGCAAGAUGAGCUCACUGAAUGUGAAGAAGCUGAAAGUGAACGAGCUGAAGGACGAGCUGAAGAAGAGGAGCCUCUCCGAUAAAGGGCUGAAGGCUGAGCUGAUGGCCCGGCUACAGGCCGCUCUGGAUCAGGAGGCGCUGUCCACCGACACCAACGGUGCUGAAGGACAGUACGAGGAUGGAGGCGGCCUCGGUUACAUGGGCGACGAAGACCUUGAGGAAGAUCUGGCUGGAGAGAGCAUGGAGGCUGAGGAGGAGGAUGGAGAUAACGCGGAGGCUGAGGAGCAGCAGGAUGAUGAGAUGGAGGAGGAGGAGGAGGAGGAGGAGGACGCCGGGGUAGAGAUGGAUAAAUCAGAUGAAGAUGAAGAUGUUCUGCUCAAAGAUGAUGAUGAAGAAAUGGAGAAAUUUGAUGAGGAUGAUGUGGCUCUCGACAUGGGCCCUGGCGAGGGGGAUGCGGACAAAGACAAGAAUGAUGAACAGAAGAAUAAGAAGGGUGUAAAGAGACGCCGAGAUGAACAUGGAAGGGGCUACUUUGAAUUUAUUGAAGAAAGCAAAUACAGCCGGGCAAAGUCUCCCCAGCCUCCACUGGAGGAAGAGGAUGAAGACUUUGAUGACACAACUGUGUGUUUGGACACCUACAACUGUGACCUGCACUUCAAGGUGUCUCGGGAUCGGUAUAGCGCCUCCUCUCUCACCAUGGAGAGCUUUGCCUACCUGUGGGCCGGGGGACGAGCGUCUUACGGUGUGGCAAAGGGCAAGGCUUGCUUUGAAAUGAAGAUUAUCGAGAAGAUUCCUGUAAAACACAUUUCCAGUAAAGGAAUUGAGAUUCAUGACGUCCUGGUGGGUUGGUCACUGGCCAAUAGCUCUCUUCUGCUGGGGGAGGAAGCACACUCGUAUGGCUUUUCAUCUAAGGCCAAGAAAACCAGCAACGGCGUGACGGAGGACUUUGGGGAGGCUUUUGAUGAGAAUGACGUCGUUGGUUGCUUUAUUAACUUUGAUGGUGCAGAAGUGGAAAUUUCCUAUUCCAAGAAUGGACAGGACCUGGGAACAGCUUUCAAAGUCAGUAAGGACGAGUUGGAGGGAAAGCCGUUCUUCCCUCACGUCCUCUGCCACAACUGUGCGGUUGAGUUCAACUUCGGCAAGCGUGAAACCCCUUUUUUUCCCCAGCCUGAUGGCUUUACGCUCCUGCAGCAGAUCCCCGUUUGCGAUCGCAUCAGAGGACCGAAGGGACCCGAGACCAAAGAAGACUGUGAGGUCAUUGUCAUGGUUGGCCUGCCUGGAUCUGGCAAAACAGAAUGGGUUACAAAGCACACACAAGCCAAUCCUGGAAAAUACAACAUCCUUGGAACAAACACAAUCAUUGAGAAGAUGAUGAUUUCCAGUUUGAAGCGACAGAUGAAAGAUGUCACGAAACUCUCAGCGAUAUCUCAGCGCGCUCCUCUCUUCCUUGGGAAAUUCAUCGAAAUAGCAGCACGUAAAAAACGCAACUACAUUCUUGACCAGACUAACGUAUCAGCACCAGCCCAAAGAAGGAAAAUGUGCCUGUUUGCCGGUUUCCAGCGUAAAGCAGUGGUAGUCUGUCCCACAGAUGAGGAAUAUAUACAGAGGACUCAGAAAAAGGCAGAAACGGAUGGCAAAGAUGUACCUGAACAUGCAGUCCUGAAAAUGAAAGGAAUAUACACGUUGCCUGUGGAAGGUGAGUGCUUCAGUGAAGUGCUUUAUGUCGAGCUGCAGAAGGAAGAAGCUACCAAACUACUUGAACAGUACAAGGAGGAGAGCAAAAAUUCUCUUCCUCCUGAGAAAAAGCCAAACCAGGGAGGUGUUCCACCAAAGAGGGGAGGCACUCGGGGACGAGGAGGCAAAAAUCUAUUCAACCGGGGUGGAGGACCGGGUCAGAGGGGAGGACGAGGAGGCUUUCAAAACCGAGGCAACUUUAGGGGUGUGCCUGGACCUCGUGGUGGGUUCAGCAGGCCACCGAGAGGCUUCCUUCCUCCCCCUGCCUUCAGAGGAGGUUUCAACCGGGGCAGUUUCAACCGUGGUGGUGGUGGGAUGCCUAACAGAGGUGGCGCCCCAAGGCCGGGACCUGGACGUGGCAAUAUGGUGAACAUGGGCAACAGAGGAGGGGCCAUGAACAGGGGCAACAUGGGACGAGGGGGAGGGGCCAACCGGGGCAACUUCAACCAGAAAUUCAGGGGUCGAGGAGGAAAUAAUCGAGGUUUUAAAAAUGGAAACUAUAGCAUGAACAAAGCACAAGCUUUCAACCAGAGCUGGCAACAAGGGUUUUGGAACCAAAAGCCAUGGAGUCAACAAUACCAUCCUGGAUAUUACUGAAUAAUAGCUGUGAUGGACUAAUAUCACAUAAAGAACAUCAGCUUUAACUUCAGAAGUCAAUUUAUCUAAUGUCCUUUUGUUUUGUACAGAUUUGAAUAGGGCAUUCCAUAUUGGGAGCUUUCAAAGCUUUACAGGUUACCUGUUACAGUUUUUUAAAUAAGUAUUUUAUGUUUGUCUUUGACCGCUGAUGCAUAUGACGAUGCAGUUCAAUUCAGGAAUCUCAGAAUAACUUCAGGGUGGGAUGUUUGUUUUUUAAAACUUUCAGGGUUCAGAAUUUUCCUUUUAAUUAGACUCGUGUGAAUCUGUGUGUAGCAGUAAAGCUCCGUAACAUAAGAAUACUAUUGUCAAGGCACUUUGCAGUUAUAUGAAGAAUAUUUGUCCUGCUGCAAUAAUAUUUUUAGUUAAAAGAACAUGAAACAUGUAUAAACUAAGGUACUGAAAUUUAAGACUUGUAUAUAUAAGGUCUGGUCAGCUUUUUCAGACUGUAUAUUUAAAGAAAAUGAAUUGAGCUAACUGGAAAUUUCAACUUUAGUUAUGUUUGUGUGUUUUUUGAGAAAUUUCUUUAUUGGAUUAGCAGUCCACUGGAAAGCAGUCCAUCACCUGUACAAAAAGGAAGUAGGUGCUAAACAGCCUGUCAAAAUCUGUCCUGUGUAGAAAAGAAAUGUUGUCUCGUCACAUACUUGUCAUUUCAAACAUCGCAGUCCAGUUCUACACAGUGUGUUUUCAGUAUAUUUAUAAAAUUAUUAGAUUUUGAACAUUUAAUCUUUUUCUGUAAGGAGCAAUAAACAACAUUUUCAAUUCUUUACCACUACAAAAUAAAAGCGGAAAAGACAGAUUUCUUGAUUGCGGAUUUUAGGAUAUUAUUUUAUUUUUUAAGUGCAUUAAGUGCUUUUUUCCAGCUGUAUUUCUUAAAAAUUGAAUGUAUUAUUUCAUUUUAUCAUUUCAUUUUGAAAUGUGGCUUACUGCUCCUUAAAGAUUUUUAACUUACGUUGAAUAUCAUAAUAUAUUUUGGUCUUUUUUGUAAAUUAUGUUAUUUUUAAAAAGUGUAAAAAAGUGUGUGGCUUUACUAUAACCUUAGAUUUUUGUAAACCUGUAAUAAUUUGUAGUUUGCUUCAAAAUGAUAGCAAUUGAAAAGCACUACUAGAAAUGUAAACUCUAAAUGGUGAUUAUACAAUUGUUUUAUAAUAGAUUUUUCUUUAUAGUAAAGUUUUUAAAACAGAAGUCCACUUCCAGAACAACAAUUUACAAAUAAUUUACUCACCCCCUUGUCAUCCAAGAUGUUCAUGUCUUUCUGUCUUCAGUCGUAAAGAAAUUAUGGUUUUUGAGGAAAACAUUUCAGGACUUUUCUGCAUAUAAUGGACUUCAUUGGUGCCCCGAAUUUGAACUUCCAAAAUAUAGUUUAAAUGCAGCUUCAAAGGACUCUAGCCGAGGAAGAAGGGUCUUAUCUAGCGAAAUUAUCGGUCAUUGUUUUCAAAAAAUUAAAAUUUGUGUACUUUUUAAGCACAAAAGCUUGUGUAGCACAGGCUCUGGGAUACGCGUCCACGUGGCGUUCUUGAAUGAUUCGUUCAUUUUGAAUGAAUCUUUAAUGUGACUCGGGAAGAACGAGUCGUCUGUGAGAGUGAUUCUUUCAGUCGCGCAUGCGCAACAUCCUGUUUCGAGUCUUCGGGUUUUUCGAGUCGUUCGUUCAUCUUAUGGGGCUGUCACGUGAUGCUAAUUUUGCUAAAAUUAACGAAAUGACUCGAAAAAAAGAUUCGUUCAUUCGUUCAACUCCCCAUCACUACUACGAAUCACGACUUCGAAUCACCUCAAGUUCAUCAUCUGUGUACUCCGGCUCAAAAAGGUAGAGUACGUUGAAAAACUCCAUGUUAUUUUCUCCUACAACUUCAGAAUCGUCCGACAUCGUUGUACCUUUUUGUUUGUAAAUAGCGUUUGACUUACUUGCACUUUCUUAGUCUUUGCGCGUUCGCUUUGUAAACACUGGGUCUGUGGUUCCCCCUACCUUCCGCGUGACCUUUCGACGUGAUUCAGCAGUAUGUGAACGCGCAUCCAAGAGCCUGUGCUGCACAAGCUUUUGUGCUUAAAAAGUAUACAAAUUUUUAUUUUCCAAAAAAAAUGACCGAUUGUUUCACUAGAUAAGACCCUUCUUCCUUGGCUGGGAUCGGUUAGAGCCCUUUGAAGCUGCAUUUAAACUACUUUUUGGAAAUUCAAAAU
Molecule: messenger RNA, 4689 nt
Organism: Labeo rohita (rohu)
Lineage: Eukaryota; Metazoa; Chordata; Actinopteri; Cypriniformes; Cyprinidae
Gene: hnrnpua
Product: heterogeneous nuclear ribonucleoprotein Ua
Exons: 14
Coding region: 154-2478 (774 amino acids)
Biological process (GO): positive regulation of transcription by RNA polymerase II; positive regulation of attachment of mitotic spindle microtubules to kinetochore; regulation of mitotic spindle assembly
Cellular component (GO): nuclear chromosome; membrane; nuclear speck
Molecular function (GO): snRNA binding; pre-mRNA binding; ribonucleoprotein complex binding
Source: RefSeq, a predicted model, not a curated record